Messenger RNA from Neurospora tetrasperma FGSC 2508, 3930 nucleotides. RefSeq lists its product as uncharacterized. NCBI's taxonomy places the organism in Eukaryota, Fungi, Ascomycota, Sordariomycetes, Sordariales, Sordariaceae. The coding region runs from base 1 to 3930 and encodes 1309 amino acids. The record is from RefSeq and is a predicted model, not a curated record. The transcript has a single exon.
AUGGCUACCACACACCGUGACCAUCUUCCGGGCACCUACCCCGACUCUAACCCGGCCACCCCCAACGAGCAGGGCCUGGCGCCGCAGAACCAGAGCUACAUCCAAAGCCACGACCAACGAAACAAGCUUCACAAGUCCACCGACCCCCGCUCCCAUAACUUUUCCGACGCCCGCCUCGGCAACAUCGAGUCCCAACCCAUCGGAAACGAGGCUAACAUCAGCCAGAGACACUUCAACCGUGACUAUUCUGGCGAAGCCGUCGGUGGCGGCUUCUACAACCAUGACAGCGGUCCGACCAUAUUCAACUCCCAGCACCCGCGUGUCUCCCAAGCCCCGCAGCGCACCCUCCCCAUGGAGAACACCGACGGAGAGGCCGCCCUUGGAGACCAGCAAGAAUAUACUUUUUCCACGCCUGUUCCGACCGUCGCCAAGGAGCAGGGCUUCCGCGAAGUUGACGCUCGUCAAGCUUCCAAACAGGGGGUCCAUGAAGUCGGCUCCCACCCCGAGGUUGACUCCCAUCCCGAGGCACGCCGCGCGAACGUGGCUACGUCCAGCCAAGGCGCCGCCGACGAGCAGCCUUCGAACAUCCGCGACAAGUCCAGCAACGACGACGCCACCUCACGCACUAGCCACACCAGCGGUACUGCUCCUUACUGGGGAGAUCUUCCCAAGGCCUCCCAAGGCGGUAUUUACAACACGGUCACCGGUCAUGGCAGUGCUCGGGAUGAUCAUGAUGAGCACCACCACCUACCUCAUAGGUCAGCAGAAGACUCUGACAACAGGUUACACGUUACGGGCCUCGGUACUGACGUUCCAAGUGGUGGCGUUUACAACACUGUCGCGGGCCAUGGAAGCAGCGACGAGGAGAGCAAGCGUCACCUGGAGGACAGCAACCACAUUAAUGAUAACCUCAAGUUGAAUAUUCCUGAGAAUGACCAUGUCAGCGCAGCUACUAUUAACAGCACUGAGGCCGUCUUUGAUGCGCCAUUGGCUGCUGUCCCCGAGGACAAGGCGUGGGCUUCUAACAGCUUCUCUCAGGUGCCCACUGGUGCUCCUGACGCUGGAACGGUGACAGGCACGGAUCGCAAGGACAUUGCUCCUGGCUUCCUGCCUGAGCUUGCUGCAGCAGAUGAUGCUAAGCUCCUCGCCGAGUCGGCUGUUAAGAGAAAGGAACGUGUUGGCAGCACCGCUAACGACAAUGUCUUUGAUGCUCACGCUCAUGGUAGCUACCGGAAGGACAGCACUACAUCUGCUGGCUCCAACGCCCAGAACAGUGACGUCAAGGCCCAACGCGCUUUUCCCUUGACUUCCAAGCACGCGACCACUGCUGACGUCGCUAUGGCCAAGGACGAUGCUGGGUCGUCUCCCAAUCAGCACCAUUCGCGCCACAAGGAUGCGUUUGUUGCGGGCGCUGCUGGUCUUGGUGCGGGUGCCGCCGCCUCCCAUCUGGCCAAAAAGCACCAGGAUGAUGAGCUUCGCGAGAUUAAGGACAGAAACGCCCAGAAAAACCUAGGAGAGGACACCCUUGCCAAGGAAUGGGAUACCGUCCCCGAGAAUCUGGACCAUCCUGCUCGCAACUAUCCUCGUCAUGCUGCCGCUGUCAGUCACAGAAGAAAGAGCCAGGAACUCAACGAGGCCGGCGUCAUCCCCAUCUCUGGCACCACGUUGGAGAAAGUGAAACACAAGGAGGAGGAGAAACCCCUUGGCGAAGAUACUCUCAAUGUUUGGGGCACCACCCCGGAGAACUUGCAAAAGCCCGCGACCCGUCACACUGCCCAUGGCGUAAACGUCCAGCAGCCUGCCGCUGAGAACAGACUGGCGAAGCAGCCAUCGCCUGCUGGAAGCAAUAGCAGUGAGGGCUCCUCCAAGGGCGAGAAGAAGCACCGUGGUCUUCUCGGUAUCUUCCACCGCCACAAGGACGACAAGGAAGAGAACACCACCGCCACUGAGCCCCCCAAGUCUCCCAAGGAUAAAAGCCACAGCAAGUUGAAGAAGGAUGCUGCUUUGGCCGGCACUGGAGCUGCUGCUGGCUACGGUCUUGCCCACCACCACAGGAAGGACGACAAGGACGCCACCAACCAGCCCACCGAACUGGACCAGAACAUGAAGCGCAGGGCUUCCGAGGCUGCUGCUCCUGGGGCUGUUUCCCACCGUCGGAACCCCAGUGACGCUCAGAGCGCGAUCCCCCAUGUUCCUGCAGUAGGCGCUGCAUCUACUGGCGCCCCUUCCCACGGCCUUUCCCAGGCUCAGCGUGAAAAUGCCCCUGCCAGCAAGAUCCCCGUCGCCGCAGAUCACAACAUUCACCACCACAGCAACACGGCCCACGCUGGCAUGGCUGGCGCCACUCUUGCUGGAGUCGCUGGUGGCAUUGGUGCGGCCAAGUAUGCUUCUGCUCACGAUGACAAGGAGACCAUUCAUCCUGAGCAGGACGUCUCCCACGCCGCCAGUGGUGUAGGUGCCCCCGCUGCUGCUGGUACCGGUGCUGUAACUUCGGGCGGCUUGUAUCACACUGAAAACCCGAGACAGCCUCCUGCUGACUCUAGCACUAAUCCUUCCGGGGUGAAGCCGAAUGAGAAUCUUGCCAGGAACACCGCCCAGGAACCCGGCUACAACGCCUUGAUGUCCGGAACCCCCUCUGGUGUUCAACCCAUGUCCACCCAUGGUCAUGACGGCAAGCAUGCGAAGACUACCAAUGAGCCUGGCAACUACAACCACCUCCACACGGGAACUCCUUCAGGCGUCGCGAUGGACACUGCGAAUGUAGGCCGUGCCCGUUCCGAGGAUCAGCCUCGCACUACCCAGAAGCCAGGCAACUACAAGCAUCUUGCUAGUGGCACUCCCUCCGGCGUCAUGGCCGGUGCCACUUCCCAGCCCUCCGCUCGCCGUGCCUCCGAGGGCGUCAAGCGCAACGCUCCCGCCGCCGGUGGGAGUGAUUCUGAGGAAGGUCUUUACAAUGUCCUCUCAUCCGGUACCCCCUCAGGCGUCAAGAUUUCUCCCCGCCAUUCCCGCCAUAGCUCUCGCUCGUCUGAGCCCGUCAUCCACGCCGACCACCAGGACAAGGACGGCAUGUACGGGACCCUCGCCUCCGGCACUGCCACCGGUGUCAACGUUGCUGCCAUGCACGAAAACCGUGACAAGGCCAUGAAGGAUGUGAAAGAUGAGGUGCACGAGCAGAGCGCCAUGAACACUUUGACUUCCAAGUCCGGUGCCAACCAGCACAGCCUUCCCCCGGCUGAGUCGCGGCCUAUUGCCGCCCUUUCGCCCGCUGAGCACCAUAAGAACCAGGAUACCGCAGCUGCCACACCCAUGCACCACACCACCGCCAGACGCACCCAAGACCAAUACAAGCCCGUUCUCUCGGCCGAGCCUCCCCAGCAAUUCAUGUCCCCCGAAGUGAUGCCUGACGCCUAUACCACCUCGGUUCCUGGGCGCAACUCCGGUGCCGGAUCCGGUCCCGCUGUCGCCCCUGCGGCCACGGAGCCUAUGCGUGCCAAGCACAUGAGUCCUAUGGUGAUGCCGGACGCCUAUACUGCUUCUGCGCCUGGACAUUCUGGGGCGGAGAAGAUCAAUAGCAUCCCCGAGUCUACUGGCCAUACUUAUGGUUCCGCUGCUGCUCAGCCUGCUGUGGCUAAGCAUAUGAGCCCGGAAGAGAUGCCGGCUGCUCAUACCGCUUCCGCCCCGGGACAUUCGGGUGCUGAGAAGCUCGCUGAGCCUAAGACCACGGCUCCGCGCUCCGACAAAAACCUUGCGCUGGCGGCAGCCAGUGGGGCUUGGGCUGCUCGUUCAACUCACAAGGGCGUGAGUGAGGGUUCUGAUAAGGAACAGCGCACUCACAAGCCGGUGUUUCACAAGUGCCAACAUUGUGGAAAGGAUAACGACGUCAGUGAUGUUCUGGAUACAGUCUUGAAGGGUGAGAGUGGUCGUCAGUAA